CUGACACGAACCGUUAUGUACAAUUGAGGCAUAAUGAAUCUUCGUUUCAGUAUUUUACUUAUAGUUUUUAGUCAUUUCAAUUACCACGCAAGCGGGGACGUCCAUCCGGCGUAUAUUCCAAAGCAAAUAAGGGAUAAAUAUGGCUCGGCGGAAAGUGACGGUGGAGGUGUGAAAACUUCCAAUGUCAAAUCGGCGUUUACUAAGGGAGGCGUUAAGGGUGCUGUAAAAGGUGGCGUGAAAGGUGGCGUGAAAGGUGGUGUUAAGACAGCACCUACAAAGACUGGUUAUGGAGGAGGCUCGUACGAUGAACCUGCGGUUAAGCACUCCUUCGAGAGGUUGCAAGCAGCCCCAUCCAACUAUAAGGGGGGGUGUACCGGUAUGCCCCCAACGCCCAUGAACUCAGGAAUCAGAUGUUCACAGUACAGCGGCUGUCGAGCUAACUGUAGGCCAGGUCACCAGUUUCCAAAUGGUCAGAAGCAGUUAUUCAUAACUUGUAAAGAUGGGAGAUGGUUGGUGGAAGGGACUGACUGGGUAGACGAGUUUCCACCUUGCGAGCCGGUGUGUAAUCCAGCAUGUAUGAAUAAUGGCAUCUGUGUUGCACCUGAUGUGUGUGAAUGCCUUGAAAACUUCUCGGGAAAGCGUUGCGAAAUUGAGAGCAAACCAUGCCUAAACCACCCACGAAUUUCAUACAACGCAAGGCGAACCUGCAGCUCUACAUCCUGUACGAUCACAUGCAUGGAGGGGCUUCAAUUCCCAGACGGUUCGACAACUGCAACUACGAACUGCAAGGGCGGUUCUUGGAUACCUGCCAACCCUCAUUGGGAGAGUAUUCCUGACUGUGAAGCGGUAUGCGAUCUUCCGUGCGAAAAUGGAGGCGUGUGUAUGUCACACAACGACUGCAAAUGCCCAGAAGAUUUCAGAGGACCUCAGUGUCAAUACAGUGCCGACGCCUGUUCCGCGAAAAAGUUACCAUUCAAUGGGGGUUACAACUGCUCUGGUGAUGGUGAAUCAUUCGGCUGCUCAUUAUCGUGUCCCGAAGGAAUCAAAUUUGAGUUCCCACCCGCUCCGGUUUACACAUGCUCAUAUGCUGAAGGAAAAUUCAAACCUGAGCCUAUACCCAAAUGCGUUUUUGGAUGUACCGGUAUGCCUCCGGCUCCCAUGAACUCAGGAAUCAAAUGUUCACAGUACAGCGGCUGUCGAGCUACCUGUAGGCCAGGUCACCAGUUUCCAAAUGGGCAGAAACAGUUAUUCAUCACUUGUAAAGAUGGGAGAUGGUUAGUGGAGGGGACUGACUGGGUUGACGUCUUUCCGCCUUGCGGUCCGGUCUGUAGUCCAGCGUGCCUCAAUAAUGGCAUCUGUGUUGAACCUGAUGUGUGUCAUUGCCCUGAAAACUUCUCGGGAAAGCGUUGCGAAUUUGAGAGCAAACCAUGCCUAAACUACCCACCAAUGUCACUCAACGCAAGGCGAACUUGUAGUUCUACAUCCUGUACGAUCACAUGCAUGAAGGGACAUCAAUUCCCAGACGGUUCGACAAUUGCAAAUAUGAACUGCAAGGGCGGUUCUUGGGUACCGGCCAAACCUCAGUGGAUGAGUAUUCCUGACUGUGAAGCGGUAUGCGAUCCACCGUGCGAAAAUGGAGGCGAGUGUUUGGCACUAAACGUCUGCCAAUGCCCACAAGAUUUCAGAGGACCUCAAUGUCAAUACAAUGCUGACGUCUGUUCUGCGCAAAAAUUACAAUUCAAUGGGGGUUACAACUGCUCUGGCGAUGGUAUAUCUUACGGGUGCUCAAUAUCGUGUCCCGAAGGAAUCGAAUUUGAAUUCCCACCCGCGCCGAUUUACUCAUGCUCAUAUGCCGAAGGAAAAUUCCAACCUGAACCCAUACCUCAAUGCGUUUUUGGGUCGCAUAUGGAAGUUACCAAUUUGCGAGGUCAUUCCUUUGACUAUAUGCUUCACGGACCAACUGGGGCAUAUACGUUUGAUGAUGUCAUAUUUGGUGGCAGACCCACUCCGAGAACUAGUUACGGACAUUACAGGGCCAUGGAAUCACCAGUGUUUAUGAGUGAUUCAUUUGCGAAUAAGGCCGCACCAGCGUCUUACGUUGCCCCGACUCAUAUAGUUCAGGUGACUCCUCAACCAGGAAGCUGUUUCACAUGGGGAGGAGCCCAUUAUAAAACUUUCGAUGGAAAAAUAUUUAGCUUUAAAUCUCAAUGUGCGUACACUCUGGUCAAGGAUACCGUAGACGACACCUUUAGUAUUACCGUGCAGAAUAGCAAGCAGUGCACUGUCAGUGGAGGAGAUUGCUAUAAAGUGAUACGAAUUUACCUGCAUGACAAGGAAUUCAUGCUGAAACAUACAGCUGAUGGAGCUCCAACAUUCGUAAGCGGAACUAAAAUAUUACCAAUACCGGGAAGAGUACCAGGUAUACGAGUGGAGAUGUCAGCGCAAUUUAUUAUUGUUAUUAUUGAUGCUGUCGGCGCCAAAAUACGAUGGGAUGGACAGCAAUUGGUCCAGGUAGAAGUGAAGGAAAGUCUGUGGAACCGUACGGCGGGGCUUUGCGGUCGUCUGGAUGGCGAUCCUGAAAACGAUAUGAACACCAAAGAGGGAAAAGCUCCAAAAAGCGUAAACACCUUGGCAUUAGACUGGCAGGUGGAUACAAUUGGAGCUACAUGUGACGAUCCACCCAUGUCCGACCAUCCAUGUAAGAGUGCAAGUACUGAAUUGGAGAUUCCACAGAAUGCGAUUAAGUUCUGUCGGAAGUUAUUGAGGGACAAGCGCUUUGCACCAUGCCAACAGGUAAUCGAGAGUCAGUUGUUGUUGGAAGCCUGCCGCUGGGACUAUUGUUCCUGUGACAGCCCAAAUUUAGGCGAUUGCGCGUGUAACUCCAUCAACAUGUAUGUCCGUGAAUGUCGCGCCAAGGGUAUUAAGGAUUUGGGUGAAUGGAGAGAUGAAAAUACUUGCCCCAUGACAUGUACUGGCGGAAGAGUCUACAAACCAUGCCAACCUAACGGUGGCCAACCUACUUGUGGAGGUAUAUCCGAAAUGCCCGAAGAAAGAGUGGAGUGUGAGGAGGGUUGCUAUUGUCCUGAAGGAAUGGUACUUCACGAAAACGAGUGUAUUUUGAAGAAGAAUUGCCCCUGUACAUACCGAGGCAAACAGUUGGCGGCUGGAACAAGUGUACCUAAAGGUUGCAAUACCUGCAACUGCAUUGAUGGAAAAUGGGAUUGCACACAGAUUUCUUGCGGUGCUCGCUGCUCGGCGCUCGGAGAUCCCCAUUACAUAACGUUUGAUGGAAAACGCUACGAUUUCAUGGGACAAUGCACCUAUUACUUAGUAAAACACAACAACUUCACUGUCGUCGGUGAAAAUGUGGCUUGUACUGGAACUAUUUCUGAAAUGAUGCACGCCCCCACAAUCCUCGCCGAUGAGUUACCUUCGUGUACUAAAACUGUGAAGAUCAUGAUGGACGGUCACACAAUUCAACUGAAGCAAAAUUAUGAAAUACUAAUUGAUGGUCACGAUGUAAGUAAAGUUCCAUUCAAGCUCGGGGGAAUUACCAUACGAGUGGUGUCUUCAAUAUUCCUAAUCGUUGAAUUACCAAACGGCGCUACCAUAUGGUGGGACGGCUUGACCAGAGCCUAUGUAGACGUACCCGCAUCCUUCAUGGGACAAACUGAGGGUCUCUGUGGUACCUUUAACAACAAUCAACAAGACGAUUUCAAAACACCCGAUGGCGAUGUCGAGCAGUCUCCAACUCCGUUCGCAAACAAAUGGAAAACCAUGGAAAAAUGUAACGACGUUCCAGACAGAAUAAAGUCUCAUCCGUGCACUGUGAACAUACAAAACAAACACGUAGCUGAACAGCACUGCAGUAUUAUAAAAUCUGAAUUAUUCUCAGAUUGUCACUUGUACGUUGACGCCGAAGCAUUUUACCAGGAUUGCUUGUACGAUUUAUGCUCGUGCGAAGGAGAGAUAUCCAAAUGUUUGUGUCCAAUGAUCUCAGCUUACGCGGCCGAAUGUGCCGAGAACGGUAUCAAAAUUAACUGGAGAAACGACGUGAAAGAGUGCUCGGUUCAUUGUCCCGGCGCCCAAAAGUAUCAAAUUUGUGGAAACACCUGUACCAGAACGUGUUACCAUAUUGCGACUCAUCCGGAUUGCAGAAGGCAGUGUGUUGAAGGUUGCAAUUGUCCCGAAGGUCAGGCUUUGGAUAAUGCAGGCGAAUGUGUUCCUAUUGGGCAAUGUGAGUGUCAGCACGAUGGCUUAACGUUCCCGGCCGGUUAUAAGGAAGUGAGGCCAUCUAAUAAAGCACCUGAGCUAUGCACGUGUGUUAAUGCCCAGUGGAACUGUAGACCUGCAUCAGAUGAGGAGGUUAAGAAAUAUCCGGCGGCAAGUGAUCUCAAAGCGUUAUGCAUGGCUUCGAAGAAUGAAGAGUUCACUACUUGUGAGCCUGCCGCGCCGCUUACGUGCAAGAGCAUGCACUCCCCUGAGGACGUCACAACCGCCGAGUGCCGUCCUGGUUGCAAAUGCAAGGAAGGUUUUGUUUUGGACACCGUCAGUAAAACUUGUGUAAGACCAAACGACUGCCCGUGCCAUCACGGCGGACGUAGUUACCACGAAAAUUCCGUGGUCAAGAACGACUGUAACAACUGCACCUGCGUACAUGGUCAAUGGAAGUGCACAGACCAUCAGUGUCCAAAAGAAUGCAGCGCUUGGGGCGACUCCCAUUACAAAACCUUUGAUGGUAAGGUGUACGAUUACCAAGGACAAUGCGACUAUGUUCUGGCCAAGGGCUUACUGGGGGAUGAUGAAUCCUUUGACAUCUCAAUUCAGAAUGUCCCAUGCGGUACACUCGGCGUCAGUUGUUCGAAAUCGAUCUCGAUCUCAGCAGGAAUCGGAAAGCACAAGGAGUGCAUUACGUUAACUCGCGACGCUGAUCUUCCCAAUACUAGCGAUUUAAAACGACUACUAUUACGCGAAAGUGGUCAGUACGUUAUCGUUGAGGAGCCCGAGCUUGGACUGCUAGUUGUUUGGGAUAGAGGAACACGAGUUUACGUCCGCCUAGGCACGCAAUGGAUUAAUAAGGUCAACGGAUUGUGUGGAAACUACAACGGUAAUGAAAUGGAUGAUUUCCAAACACCUUCGGGGGGAAUCACAGAGGUGUCACCUAAAAUAUUUGGCGAUUCCUGGAGACUGCAGCCAUACUGUCCUGGUGCGAUGGAAAUAGAGAGCACUUGUGAUAAGAGACCGGAUCGGCAUGUCUGGGCGCUGAAGCAGUGUGGUAUUUUAAAAUCAGAUUUAUUCGCUCCGUGCCAUUCAGAGGUACCAAUUGAUGGGUAUUUGGAACGAUGCGUCUUUGACACCUGCGCAUGUGAUCAAGGUGGAGAUUGCGAGUGUUUGUGCACUGCCUUGGCUGCCUACGCGUACGAGUGCAACAAUAAAGGAGUGCCGAUUAAAUGGAGAUCGAACAGAUUGUGCCCGAUGCAAUGUGAUAGUACUUGCUCCCACUACAGUCCGUGUAUGAGUCCUUGUCCAAUAGAAACCUGUGACAAUUCGUUGGUGUACGGCCAGACUAGCCAAACGUGCGCGCACGAGACGUGUAUUGAAGGCUGCCAAAUAAAACCAUGCCCACCUGACCACAUUUACACAAACUCUUCCUACUCAGAGUGCGUUCCAAGGACCGUUUGUAAACCUGUGUGUUUGGAGGAAGACGGGGAAACCUACUACGAAGGUGAUUUUAUGGACGGUGAUUAUUGCUCCUCUUGUUAUUGCUCGAGAGGCAAAAGGCAAUGCCAAGGGCAACCUUGUACAACAACUCCUGUACCUCAAACUGAAGGUAUGAAAUGCGAAUCUGGGUGGACUCAGUGGAUUAACCAAGAUAAGGUGCAUGGACCAAAGGGUGUUAAAGUGAAAACUCGAAAGAAGACAUCGAUAAAAAUGAAUGACGUUGAGCCGUUACCUGGACCAUUAAUCAUGUAUUCACUUUCGGGAAGCCAUUGCGAAAUCAAUAAUAUCACAGAUAUCGAAUGUCGUACAGUUGUCGGCCAUAAAUCACCCAAGGAGACCGGUUUCAAUGUCGAAUGUAGCUUGGAACACGGAUUGAUUUGCAUGGCAGAAAAAGGUGGCGAACCUUGUCCCGAUUUCGAGAUUAAAGUCAAAUGUGAUUGUGGAAUGUGCGAUCCUUCGGAUCCUGCAUCGGCCAUACAAGGCCAUGUUAUGGAUUGUGACAAGUACUACACCUGUGAAAUGGAUGUAAAUGGACCCGAAUUAAUUGAACAAUCCUGCGAUUCUGGGAAAAUGUUUAAUCCUUCCACACGUGAAUGUGACGAUCCCAGAGUUGUAGUUCGUCUACGUCCAGAAUGUGGCCCUCUCCCUACGUUGCCAGAGAUACCAUCCCCAGAACCAGAAGUUUCGUUGUGUCCAAAGGGCGAAGAGUAUAUGGAGUGCGCUGUGCAAUGCGAUAAUCUAUGCAUUUACUACUCGCACGUGUUGAAAUUGGGCGGGCGAUGCCAGAACGGAAUUCUAUGUGAAGAGGGUUGUAUAUCUGCGACUAAACAGAAGAGUUGUCCGCCGGGACUAUUUUGGGCAAAUAACCAUACUUGCGUUGAGAUGCAUGAUUGUAUGUGCGUUACAUACGAUGGCAGGCCAGUUAAGCCUGGUGAAAUAAUACACGAAUCAGAAUGUGAGAUUUGUCAAUGCGUGGAUAACUAUUACGUUUGUGACAAAUCGCAAUGCCGGCCUACUCCACGCCCGUUUAAUGGUGCAUUUCUACCUGCAGAUGUGAUGGCAAUGAUUACAACCGCAACGCCACCUCCACAGUGCCAUGCUCAAUUCACGAAACUUAUCAAUAACCACCAUGACCCUCUUGGCGAUGACGCUUUUUCGGCAAGUUCUUCACUGAAUAAACCGUUCUCGGCUAAAUUUGCUCGAAUAGUUAGCAAUCCCAAAAAAUCGGAACUAGGACGAAGUUGGUCACCUAAACAGUCAACGCCCUAUGAGUACCUUCAAGUCAAUUUAGGCCGCUUAGAACCAGUAUAUGGUAUUAUAACGCAGGGAAAUCCAGUAUACGACGAUUACGUCACCAGUUACAAAGUGAUGUACUCGCAGGACGGCGACAUGUUCCACUACGUUUUAAACGCCGACCAGGAUCCACAAAUAUUCAGAGGUUGCGUUGAUAGUGUUUCACCGGUUAAGCAAAUGUUUGACAUACCCGUGGAAGCCAAAAUAAUUAAAAUCAUGCCAAACACUUGGCAUGGAAGAGUUUCGCUAAAAGUUGAACUGAUCGGUUGCGAUGAGCAUCCAGAGGCUGACGCUAUGAUGGAAGUCAAAUCCACGCCCUCUCCUAUGUGCGAAGAUCCAAUGGGUAUCAGUAAUGAUAUGAUGAAUGACCAGCAAAUCACUGUGAGCUCUGAGUAUAAUUCGGAAUGUACCAAGCGAAACUUGGCCUUACAUAGCGGCCAUGGAUGGCGUCCAUUUACAAAUUCGCCUUCUGAAUGGGUUCAGAUCGACUUCUUGGAACCUCAAAAAAUAACUGGAAUCAAAACGAAAGGAGGAGAAAGCGGUUGGGUAACCGCUUUUAAAUUGAAAUAUUCUAAUGACGGAAAACAUUGGAACUCCAUUACAGAUGGAGAGAAUAACGAUGAAUUCUUUGCUAAUUUUGAUAGUGACUCGCCGAACGUCAACUACUUCGAUGUACCAAUCCAGGCACAAUAUUUGAAGAUAAUGCCGUCAAAGUGGUACGAAAAUAUUGAACUCAGAUUGGAAAUAAUUGGAUGCUUCGUUCCUUAUCCCAUCGUACCAUACACAACAACUGAACCCGGUCCUGUUAUCUGCAAUACUUGCCCCGAUGUACCUCAGCAAGAUUUGGAAUUUAACGCAUGUCAUUGUAAGAAGGACCUAUGGUGGGAUGGUGAAUACUGCGUGGAUCGGCGAGCCUGUCCUUGUGUAGUUGGACACAUAACGUACCCAGUUUCGGCGGUGUUUGAAAAGGAAGACUGCUCACAGUGUAUGUGUAAACUAGGAGGUGUCGAACACUGCAAACCCUUAACUUGCGACAAAUGUGAAGUUGGCCAAAGAAGUGUAAUCACCAGUACGUGUCAAUGCACUUGUCGACCAUGCCCAACAGGAACCAAGCUUUGUCCCACUAGCGGUGUCUGUAUCGACAGUGCGAGAUGGUGUGACGGAAUUGCAGACUGCCCAGAUGAUGAAGUCGACUGCGUUGAGGAACACGUAAAAUCCAAGUCGCGUAAACCACUAGAGAGUGCUGACAGGUCUUCAAAAGUUAAGCCAGCGUCAACAUGUGAAACUCCAUCUUGUCCGGAUGGGUACGAUAUAGUAAUUCAAGAACCCGCGACAGAACGAAUGCAAGCCGAUUAUGUUGACACCAUGUUUUCCUCUCCUUCCAAGUACGGCAGCAGACCCAGCGGCACAAAAGGCGGAACAAAAGGAGGCACUAAAGGUGGCGUAAAAGGACGAACCAAAAGUGCCAGAAUGAAGAUGCCUCAGAGAGUACCUUCAAAAACAAGCCAACCAGGAUUUGAAGUUGAGGAUAUUGCCCAAGAACCCAAAUGUCCCAUAUUCGCAUGCGUUUCAAGCAUGGUUAUUCCCGUAAGCAGGGACAUGGGCGAGCGAUCACAAGUAAAAUGCCCCCCAGCUGUUUGCCCACGAGGAUACAAUCCUGAAUUUGAAACUAAAAAGGGGGUCAAAUCCUAUGGAUGUCCAAAAUACUUCUGCAAAAUGAAACCGCGACAGGAAUCAAUCUGCGAAGUAACGGGGCGCACUUUUGUGACAUUUGAUAAGACCGAGUACAAGUAUGAAAUUUGCAAUCACAUUUUAGCCCGAGAUGUACAAAACUUCGACUGGGACAUAUCGCUUGUGAAGACUUGCGAAAAAGAAUGCGCACGCAACCUUAUCAUUAACCAUGAGGAACACACCUUCACCUUAUACCCAGAUCUCUCGAUCAAAUUCGACGGAUACAAAUACACAAUUGAGCAGGCGCAAAAAAUUGGCGAACAGUACGGAUUUUUCAACAUGAUGCGGCUUGGUGACACACUUGUUUUCCUAUCGAAUAAAUUCGGAUUUUGGGUCAUUUGGGAUCCCCAAACUAACGUAAAGAUAGGGGUAUCGAGAACGUUGCUCAAAAAAGUCGAUGGUCUGUGUGGAUAUUUCAAUGACGACUAUAAGGAUGACAAACGUACACCGGAAGGGAAAAUAGCAAAAACGACGGAAGAAUUUGGCGACAGUUGGGCAGAGGAGGAGUCUUCGCCAAUAUGCGAAGCAAAGUCUUGCAGUGCGGAUGUACAGAAUAAGGCGUGGGAGAUCUGCAACUGUGUCAAAGAGGAGAUCUUCGCACCUUGCGCAAGUGUAAUGAGCGUAGAUACUUUCAUCUCGUCUUGCUUGGAAACAGCAUGCACUUGCUUAGGAGCUGAGUUGGAUAGCGAGGAGGCUGAGGCUAAGUGUAAAUGUCAAGCUUUGCAGAACUUUGCUGUUAGCUGUUUGUCUCACAAGACCGCUGAUGAUCUGUUAGACUGGCGCGCCAAAUACGACUGCCCGGCUGUUUGUGAAGCACCGUUAGUGCACCAUGAUUGCUACAGACGACGUUGCGAGCCUACCUGCGGCGCUGCGGAUAAUUGUCCCAUAUUGGAAAACGUAUGCUUCCCCGGUUGUUAUUGCCCUCCUGGCUACGUGCGCAAGGGUGAAAAGUGCAUUUUGCCAACCGACUGCGGCGACUGUGACUGUAACGUGCUACCCCAUUUGCAAUACAAAACUUAUGAUGCCUCUAAUUUCACCGUUAACGGAAAAUGUUCAUACCUCAUGACGAGGGACGUAAGCAACGCUAAAGGAAAACACCAUGAUUUUGAAGUGAUAAUCCAGAACAGUCCAUGUGACAACCAAAAGACCAAAACCGCAAAAAUGUGCGUAGGCAAAAUCAUUAUUUUAUACCAAGGCGAUAGGAUUGUGAUCAGACGAGAUGUAUCGCACAACAAAUUGAAACUAUUGGUCAACAACAAUGCAGUAGGAAAAUAUAACACUAUCAAGGAUUGGGCAACAGUCAAAAUAUCGCCGCAGAAGCACAUGAAGCUCACGUUACACAAAAUACAAGUUUCGAUCAGCGUUUUCCACCCCACUAUGGGAGUUUCAGUAAAGGUUCCCUCGUACAAAUAUGGCGGCAAGCUUGAAGGACUCUGUGGAGACUGCGACUACGAUCCUAGCAACGACAAUAGAAUGCCAAACGGCAAAGAGGCCCCCAAUUUGGACGACUUGGUCGUAAGUUGGGCAGCAGACCAACCAUCAGAAGGGGUAAAGGGCAACCAAAUUUGUACGAAUCAACCGUUGAGACGAUGCACUGAACCAAUGGAAUUCGACCCUUGCAGCGAGUUGGAGGAUCACGAAAGAUACGGACAGUGUCAUCCUGUAUUGGAUCCGACCAUGUUCAUUGAGUGGUGUCGAGAGGAUGUGUGCAAUGGCUACUCUGAAGAUGCGUGCGAUGCGAUUUCUAUGUACGCCCGCGAAUGUGCGGCUUUAGGGGUUUGUGUCGAUUGGCAUUCCGGAGCUUGUCCAUCUGACAAAUGUCCGCUUGGUCAAGUGUACAAGACUUGCACUACUGAAUGCUUAAAUACGUGCGAGUCCAUUAAGGAGAAAGAGAGCGAUUGUCUUGAACCACUUUCGGAAGGCUGCUACUGUCCUGAUGGAAAAGUUCUAUACGAAGAUGAAUGUAUUAUCCCAGAAAGAUGUGACCCUUGUGACGAGGAAGGCCAUCGAUAUGGCGAUGCGUGGGUUAAAGAUCUCUGCACUAACUGCACUUGUGAUGGACAUAACGUCAUGUGUGAAACACAGCAUUGUCCAAAUGUAGUUACAGUUUGUGAAAAAGGAUAUAUGGUUAUAAAUGUUAGUAAUCCAAAUGAGUGUUGCGAGAAAUACGUUUGUGUGCCCAAACCCACGGAAGCGCCAACUUGUCCUCCUCCUCAAAUAUUAGAAUGCGCGUACGGUCAAAAAAUGCAACUAAUGACAGACGAUGAUGGAUGCCCGUGCUUCGUGUGCCAGUGUAAAACAAUAGAGGAGUGUGACCCUAUACCACCAACACUGGAACCUAUGGAGCCUGGUAUGGUGAGAGAAAUUGAUGACAGUGGUUGUUGCCCCAUUUGGUCCGAAACCUGCAAAGAAGAACUAUGCCCGAAACCUCCCGAAUGCGAAGAGUUCUUCAACCUUAAGACAUUCUCCGUACCACAAGUGUGUUGUCCUGGUUAUGAAUGCGAACGUCCCAAGUACAAAUGUAUAGUGACCCAACGAUUUGAAAAUCACGCGGAGGGCGGCGAACGUAUGAGAGGGUUCGAAGAAAUGAAGAAGGAGUUAAAGGAGAUUGGUGACCAUUGGAACGAUGGGCCCUGUCGUGUAUGCAAAUGCACUGUCGGCUCUGACGGAGAAGCGAAAGAACUGUGUACCAUCCUGCAAUGUCCACCCGUAAAUGAAGUUGCUGACUAUCAAGACUACGAGUUGGAAACGAUUCCAAUUCCUGGACAAUGUUGUCCGGAUAUUAAGCGGAAAUCGUGCAGGUUCCAUGGAAAGAUGAUCGAAAUGGGCGAAUUUUGGCAUCCUGAAAAUGAUUACUGCGCCCUAGUUGAAUGCGCAGAGAACGAAUUGCAUGGCGUUGAAAAGAUCAGUAGAUUUACCACGUGCGAAACAAGUUGCGAUUUUGGUUGGGAGUAUAUGCCGGCAACCUUGGAAUCGGAGCAAUGCUGCGGCGCUUGCCAACAAACGUCUUGCGUUGUCGAUGGAAAGUUGUACAAAAUCGGCACGCAUUGGACUUCCGCAGACUUUUGUACGAAAUGUGCUUGCGUGGACUCUAAUGGAACCGCCCAAGUCAUGUCGACGAUAGAAAAUUGCCCAAGAGUGCCAGACUUGGUGAAGGAACAUUUCGUUGUGAAGAGUAAGCCGGUUCAUGGUCAAUGCUGUGAGGAACACAAAAUUGUCGCGUGCAAAGUUGGUGACGUCAAAUACGAGGUUGGAGAAACGUGGCCGUCGCCGGAUGGGGACAAAUGUAAAACAGUGACCUGUGCUAAAAACCAACAGAACGAAUUGUACAAGCAGGAUUACAUUCAAACUUGCAAUACGAAUUGCUCAAAGGGUUGCGAGUACAGGGAAUCAGAAACGCAAUGCUGUGGCGAAUGUGUCCAAGUGGCUUGCGUAGUUAAUGAUUUCAUAUAUGAAGUUGGGGAGAAAUGGUCUUCUCCCGAUUAUUGUACGGAAUACAUGUGUGAUGACAGUGAAGGAUCGAUUCAAAUUCAAUCCCAUGUGAUUAAGUGCCCAACCCUUGCCGAAGAGCUGUUAGAAAAUUACGUUUUCGAGACCAGCCCUAUUCCUGGCGAGUGCUGCAAAAAACACACACCCACUGCCUGCAAGGUCGAUGACAACAUUUAUAGAAUCGGCGAAACUUGGCCGUCGCCUGAUGGGGACAAGUGCAAGAAUGUAACGUGCAUUCAAAAACCGAACGGCGGCUUGCAUAAGCUGGAACAGGUCCAAACUUGCAACAUCGAUUGUCCAAGGGGCUGCGAGUACAGAGAAUCCGAGUACCAAUGCUGUGGAGAAUGCGUACAGGUCGCUUGUAUUUUCGACGGCGAUCUCUACGACAUUGGAAAGCACUGGUCAUCUCCCGACUAUUGUACCAAUUACAUGUGCGCUGAUAUGAAUGGAACGAUCCAAGUGAAAUCGAAAGAAAUUAUUUGCCCAGAGCUUCCCGAAGAUUUAAUCGAAAACUGCGUGAUCGAAAGCACUCCUGUUGAUGGCGAGUGUUGCGAAAAACGCAGACCGGUCGCGUGUAAAGUUGGAGAUAUGAAAUAUGAGGUUGGAGAAACAUGGCCCUCGCCGGACGGUGACAAAUGCAAGACCGUAACAUGCGUGGAAAGUUCACCUGAGAGGCUUGUCAAGCAGGAAUACGUGCAAACCUGCAACCGAAAUUGCUCAAAGGGUUGGGAGUAUCGAGAAUCCGAAACGGACUGCUGCGGAGAAUGCGUGCAGGUAGCGUGCGUCUUUGAGGACCGCCUCUACCCGGUUGAUGAAGUCUGGUCAUCACCAGACUACUGCAUCCAUUACAAAUGCGUACAAGACGAGGGAGUUUGUAUUGUUCAAUCUGACAGAGAGAACUGCCCAGAAAUACCGAAAGAUAUCCAAAAGAACUUCGUAAUCAAAACGACUCCUAUUCCGGAGCACUGUUGCAAGAAGCACACUCCUGUUGCAUGUAAAGUUGAAGACGCCGAGUACCAGGUAGGAGAAUCGUGGCCAUCGCCAGACGGAGACAAAUGCAAGACCUGUUCAUGCGUUCAAAAUGAUGAUGGAUCAAUAAUGAAGCAAGACCAGGUCCAAACUUGCAACAAGAACUGUACAAAGGGCUGUGAAUAUCGAGAAUCUGAGACCGAAUGUUGCGGUGAGUGCGUGCAAGUCGCAUGUGUCUUCGAGGGUAACGUUUACACCGUUGACGAAAAAUGGUCAUCACCUGACUUCUGCAUCAAUUACUGCUGCGUAGAUCUCUCAGGAUUGAUCCAAGUCCAAUCUGACAAGGUCAACUGCCCCGAAAUACCAAAGGAGCUUACUGACAACUUCGCGGUAGAAAUAAGUCCGGUACCUGGCGAGUGCUGCAAGAAAUGUACUAAAGUCGCUUGCAAAGUGGGUCAUCACGAGUACAAGGUUGGAGAAACCUGGCCAUCUCCCGAUGGUGAUAAGUGCAAGACGUUUACCUGCGUCGAAUCCCAUCAUGGCGAAAUGUCCAAAGUCGAGCAUAUAGAAACGUGUAACAAGAACUGCAAACUCGGCUGGGAGUACCAAGAGUCCGAAACGCAAUGCUGUGGGGAGUGCGUACAAGUCGCCUGCGUAGUUGAGGACGCAAUCAGGACACCUGGCGAGAAUUGGACGUCGCCAGAUGGGUGCACCACUUUCACGUGCGAAAAAUCAUACGACCAAUUUACUGUUGCAUCACAACUGGAAACGUGUCCAAACAUCGAAGAUUGUCCUGCCCAAGAUAUUUACACUCAAGGCUGCUGCCAGCUGUGUAAUUACACUCGAAUGGCCUUAGUAAACUGCAUUCCACAAGAAAUGUCACUGGACAGGACCGUGGGGAUAGUGUCAGCGCAACGUGGCGUCCACGGCAAUUGUGUUAACAGGCAACCAGUGCACGGUCUAACCGAAUGCGUCGGUUCAUGCUCUUCCUCAAUGAUGUACAAUAUUAAUCUGGGUUCACACGAAUCGGUGUGCACGUGCUGCCAGGCCCUUCAGCAUGACUCUAUAAUCGUACCUCUAGAAUGCGAGGAUGGUUACAUUUAUAAAAAACAGAUAGCGGUUCCGUCCAUUUGCGGAUGUGAAGGAUGCAACGGACAACGGUCUAACUCUAAAGGGUCCACGAGAAAAGGAAUCUCUUACACAGCCGUUAAAGGAUAAUGUGUUAGUUUCUAAGUUUGUUACUACGUUUUUUAUUGUUUCGUUGACAGUGCAUUGAGAUUAUAACGCGCUUAGUUUUUUGAGUUGUAUUUAUUGAUAGUUAUUGAAAAUUAAAAACGAUGAAGUCUUA
Messenger RNA from Photinus pyralis (common eastern firefly), 14551 nucleotides. RefSeq names its product hemocytin. The transcript has 66 exons. Lineage: Eukaryota; Metazoa; Arthropoda; Insecta; Coleoptera; Lampyridae. The coding region runs from base 34 to 14421 and encodes 4795 amino acids. The record is from RefSeq and is a predicted model, not a curated record. Gene Ontology annotation, molecular function: chitin binding; protein binding. Gene Ontology annotation, cellular component: extracellular region; extracellular matrix.